Molecule: messenger RNA, 553 nt
Organism: Elaeis guineensis (African oil palm)
Lineage: Eukaryota; Viridiplantae; Streptophyta; Magnoliopsida; Arecales; Arecaceae
Source: RefSeq, a predicted model, not a curated record
GACUCCAGUUUCGAAGACGAUCAGCUGGCUUCGAUGAGCACCGACGACAUCAUCAGGGCCUCUCGCCUCCUCGACAACGAGAUCCGAAUCCUCAAGCAGGAUGAGUUGCAGAGGACGAAUCUCGAGUUGGAAUCCUUCAAGGAAAAGAUAAAGGAGAACCAAGAAAAAAUCAAACUAAACAAGCAGCUUCCUUACCUCGUUGGUAACAUCGUCGAGAUUUUGGAGAUGAAUCCAGAAGAUGAGGCUGAGGAAGAUGGGGCAAAUAUUGAUCUAGACUCGCAAAGAAAGGGAAAAUGUGUGGUUCUAAAAACUUCUACACGACAAACUAUCUUCCUUCCUGUUGUUGGCUUAGUUGACCCUGAUAAGCUUAAACCUGGAGAUUUGGUUGGGGUUAACAAGGACAGCUACCUAAUCUUGGACACCCUUCCUUCUGAAUAUGACUCACGAGUGAAGGCAAUGGAGGUUGACGAAAAGCCAACUGAAGAUUAUAAUGAUAUUGGUGGUCUUGAAAAGCAGAUCCAAGAACUAGUUGAAGCAAUUGUGCUGCCAAUGA